Molecule: messenger RNA, 474 nt
Organism: Puccinia triticina
Lineage: Eukaryota; Fungi; Basidiomycota; Pucciniomycetes; Pucciniales; Pucciniaceae
Exons: 3
Coding region: 1-474 (157 amino acids)
Biological process (GO): attachment of mitotic spindle microtubules to kinetochore
Cellular component (GO): Ndc80 complex
Source: RefSeq, a predicted model, not a curated record
AUGCCGACGAUCUUCAAGGACAAGGCCGUCAAACUGGGUCUGAUCCCGCGCGCACCAGAGCCGUUCGAGCAUCUAGACUUCAGCCAACCGGUCAACAGUGGUGGAGCCGAUGUUGCCAACAUGCUCCCUGAUCCAACCGUCGAUAUCAAACCCGCACUGAUCCAACUCAAAAAGAACACAAUUGCACAUCGCUUGGGACGUACCGAACAAGUCUUGGCGGUUGAGGAGAAACUCGCCAACCUCACCGAAAUUCUUCAAGAAAAAAGAGAGAGAUUACAGAUCUCGGAAACCUCCGUUCAACAGCUGACCAAGCGAAAAUUUGCCGCCAAAACAAAUCAGAUGAACGAGCAGAUUGACUCUAUUCUCAAACAAUUAAACCCCUUGUCUGAAUCUACUGGAGGUCCCAGCAACAAUCUUGUCGCUAAUAACCAGGCUGGCGGCAGUGGCAGUCAUAUCGCCAACAUGCGCAUUUGA